GUUUCAUAUUGAAAAGAUUCGCGUCACAGGAAAAUACGUAGCAAGAAAAUACAAUUGUCGAUAAAACGGUUGCAAAGGAGGAAAAAGCAAGAGGAGAAAAGCAAGAAACAAGAAACAAAGAGCGCAUUGUAAAAUAGACUUUGUAGUUGCGGUUGCAAAGGAGGAACAAGAGUUUCAAGAUGGAGGGGCAACAUAUGAGUGCGAGCGAUCUCUCGAUAAUCGAUAUUUGAAAUUCGAAUGCAGGCUGCGUGACGGGGAACAUUUCGCACACUCAAAUUACGUUGAGAUAACAAGAUAUUCUCCUGCCGUUGCAAUUGUCACUUUUACGAAUCCUCCAGACUUCGCACAUACGAGAAUAUACUUACGUGAAUAUUAUUGUCGCGGUCUAAUUCAUCCUCACACAUUCUAUCCUUCUAGAAUACACGGCUCAGUGUUGUACAUCGUCGCGCUCUGAAACACGAGGUACGAUGGAAUCCGCGGCGGUUUCGAUCUUGAAGCGAGCAGUGGAAAUGGACAAGAAAGAGCAAUAUACGAUGGCAUUGGUGUUAUACCAGGAAGGCGUGCAGAUACUCCUUGAUGCGGUAAAAGAAACGAAGGAAGCAUUCAAGGUGGAAUACCUUACGACCAAAGCGAGAGAGUAUCUUGACAGAGCCGAGAAGGUGAAGAAGUUGAUCAGUACGAGGAAAUUAGCUGGUAUAUACACAGAACUAAUUAAAAUCGAGGAUGGAUCGAUUGGGUAUGGCUACGCAAGUGUCUUCGGCAGAUUCUUGGAUGGUACCGUCACUUCAAUUGACAUCGAAGAUCCAUAUAUACGAGCCUUCCAUCAGUGUCAGAAUCUGGUCAGACUAUGUGAGCUGGCAGUUCAAAAGUGCUGUGCACUGUCCAAGAUAUCCCUGCUUACGACUUAUAAUACGAAAGAAGCUGGCCAAAUCUCCAGAUUGGCCGAGCUGAAAGAAAGUUUGGCGUCUCGUAAUAUUUCUUUUGACUUUUCUUUCUCCGAGACGUUACACGACAGACAAAUCACACUGAGCAACGGAUGGGUGAUAAAAAUCGGGCGUGGAUUGGACUAUUUUAAAACGCCGGAAGGUAAAUUCGUUCUUGGCUCGUGCGAUCUAGAGUUAAGACCUUGCCAGGAGACUACUGUACACAUUCUUCAUCAAAACAAUCUUGUGGACGGAGGACCAUCAAAAUAGGACAUAUUUAAUUAAUAAAAUAAUGAUUAAUUAUUGAUUUACAUUUUCUUUAUAAAUGUAUAUUA
Messenger RNA from Atta colombica, 1258 nucleotides. Its product is annotated as MIT domain-containing protein 1-like. The coding region runs from base 468 to 1193 and encodes 241 amino acids. The record is from RefSeq and is a predicted model, not a curated record. NCBI's taxonomy places the organism in Eukaryota, Metazoa, Arthropoda, Insecta, Hymenoptera, Formicidae. The transcript is spliced from 6 exons.